Messenger RNA from Diplodia corticola, 3225 nucleotides. Its product is annotated as sulfate transporter. Lineage: Eukaryota; Fungi; Ascomycota; Dothideomycetes; Botryosphaeriales; Botryosphaeriaceae. The transcript has 7 exons. Bases 1 to 3225 code for a protein of 1074 amino acids. The record is from RefSeq and is a predicted model, not a curated record. Gene Ontology annotation, cellular component: membrane.
AUGUCGAGACGCCAGGGCAAGAUGCCUGGCGACCCGGCCCCGUCCACCCCGAGGCUCCAUCUGCCCUUCACCAGCCAGUACGUCGACGACGCCGACCUGAGCUACCAGCCUGGGGAGAGCUCCACCGCCAACACCAGGCCGCAGCCUAUAUCGUCACCGCCCCGGCCCACCACCAGCAGCGGAGAUACCCCAGAGUACUCGUCGCAAGGUGUGAGAGACAAGACGCAGGAACUCUCCAUGCACGCCCUCUCCGAGUCCGGCUCCUUCCGCUCCCCGAGCGUCCUCGCCCAUCGCCUGUCCGGGGCCGGUAGCCCGCGUGGUCGACGCCCGGCCGAGCUAGCCAACGAUACUUUUGACCAGGAGGGCGCGCGGCGGGACUCUUUGGAACUGCCUUCCCCGGGCAUCAUCGAGGAGGAGUCGGAACCCUCCUCGCCGGAGCCUCUGCAAGAAGCCUUCCGCCCGCGGCCCGUCUCCUCGGCAGGCCCCAGGCCGCGCUCGGCUGCUACCGCCAACGGCGACCCUCAUCGCGAUCCUCGCCGAUCGACCGACGAUCGCCGAGGCCUUUCUGAGACGUCGUCGCUGCUUGCGAACAAGAGGCCGCAAAGCAGGAAGCACUAUGGCUCCACCGCCAACACCGCCGCGGCGGACGUUGAGGGUCAGAGGCACGGGCCGAAGUCAAGGCCCGCAAGGUUCUGGAAUCGGGUAUCGGGCGCCGCCCAUUCGGCCGUCAAUGGGUUCCACAGGGUGACCAAUCCAAAGAGCUGGGACAGAGAGGCAAUUUUCCAAACCGCCGUCGUCGAGCCAGUCCAUGCGGUACCGGCUGUUUUUCUUGGACUGUUGUUGAAUGUGUUGGACGGGCUUUCGUACGGAAUCAUUCUUUUCCCCCUUGGUGAACCGAUUUUUGCCAGUCUCGGUGUCGAUGGCUUGUCCAUGUUUUUCGUCAGCUGCAUCGUUGCCCAGCUCGUUUACUCCCUUGGCGGCUCAACGUUCAAAGGGGCCGUCGGAUCGGAGAUGAUCGAGGUGGUACCCUUCUUUCACAAGAUGACUUACGUGAUUAUGGCGCGGAUGGGGCCAGCAGAGCCCAAAGCCAUCAUCGCAACCGUCGUCGUGUCGUACGCCAUCAGCUCCAUCAUCACCGGUCUUAUCUUCGGCGCACUCGGCCUGUUCAAGCUCGGCAAUCUCGUCAGCUUCUUCCCCCGCAACAUCCUCAACGGCUGCAUCGGGGGCGUUGGUUUUUUCCUAUUCGUGACAGGCAUCGAGGUCUCGGCUAGAAUCGAUGGCAACCUGGAGUACAACUUGGUUACGCUGCACAAGCUCUUCCGUGCAGACACCAUUGCAUUAUGGACUUCGCCGCUUGCCUUGGCCAUCAUCUACAUGGUCAUCAAGCAUUAUUACGACCACCCGGCGCUGAUGCCGGCCUUUAUUGUUUUAAUCACUGGCGUUUUCCACAUAAUUGUCGCCGCCGUAUCGCAUUUUAAUCUUGAUAAGGCACGGGAUGCUGGCUGGGUUUUCGCGAAGCCAGAGUCGGGUGUGCCGUUUUAUCAUUUCUAUACCCUCUACGAUUUCUCGGUCGUGGAUUGGUCUGCCAUAUUCAGGACUAUCCCCACAAUGUUCGCGCUGUCCUUCUUCGGCAUUAUUCACGUGCCGAUCAAUGUGCCGGCACUCGCCUUGUCGGCGAAGGAGGAUGACGUGGAUAUUAACCGGGAGCUCGUUGCCCAUGGUCUGUCGAACGGCCUGUCGGGUUUGGUGGGAAGUAUCCAGAACUACCUCGUUUACGUGAACAGCGUUAUGUUUAUGGAUCAUGGUGGCAACAGCCGCAUGGCCGGUCUCAUGCUUGCUGCAGCUACCACCGGCGUUUGGAUGGCUGGCCCCGGAAUGAUCGGAUAUGUCCCCAUCAUGGUCGUCGGCACCUUGAUCUUCUACCUAGGCAUUGACCUACUGAAGGAGGCUCUCUGGGAUACGCUAGGCAGGUUGACACUGCUCGAAUAUUUAACGAUCGUUACGAUUGUCUUGAUCAUGGGCAUCUACGACUUCGUCUGGGGUGUCCUUGCAGGGAUUGUGCUGGCAUGUCUCACCUACGUCGUUCAAACAUCGCGAACACCAGUCAUCAGGUCGACCUAUAAUGGAGCCAUCGCGCAGUCAACAGUCCGCCGACCUCCGAUGCACCAGAAGUACCUCCGCGAAGUUGGUCAGCAGGUCUACGUUGCGAAGAUUGCGGGCUAUCUCUUCUUCGGAACCAUCGUGUCGGUCGAGAAUGAUAUCCGUAAGUUGGUUGAUGAGGAGCAAUUCCGGACCCGGCCGAUCCGAUACGUUGUGUUGGAUAUGGUCCACGUGAUUGGAAUAGACUAUUCUGCUGCCGAGGUCUUGGUACGGCUCAACCGGAUCCUCCACCGCCGGAACGUCACACUGGUGAUUUCGAGCAUUUCUCUCAACGAUGAGGUCGGCCAAGGCUUGUCUAUGGUAGGCUUGUUUGCGCCAGCAGAGAGCAACGACGAGCAUUGCCCGCCUCCCCAGAGGUUUGAGACUCUGAACAAGGCGCUGGAAUGGUGUGAGAACGAACUGCUAGGUACUCUGCACGAGCGUGCCAGAUCGUUGGGAGGUUCACCCAAAGAGGCUGGGCCACUUUCCAUCACGCCACCCAAGCUCAACGGCAUCGAAGCAAACCCGUUCGACGGGGCAUUCAACUCGCCUCGGCGGGCUUUUCUGCAUGAGGCCGCCAAUCUCGCCCUCAAGGAUCACAAGAACGCGACGGUCGACGAGCACAGCAACGUGCUUACGCCGGACAAGUGGAAGAACUUCGCCCAGCCCAUCCCCCUCAUGCUGCUGACCUUCCAAGACCUGUCUGACCGCGACAUCGACUUCUGGCACCGGGCCACGCCGUACUUCCAGCGGUGCGAGUUCACGGCGGGCACGGUGCUGUACUCGCGGGGCGAUGACCCCAACGGCUUUUAUCUGGUCGAGAAGGGGUCGCUGCGCGCCGACUACGACCUCGAGCAGGGCCACUACUACGAGUCGAUCCAGGCGGGCACCACGUGCGGCGAGCUGCCGUUCUUCAGCGAGACGGACCGCACCGGCACCGUCGCAGCCGAGACUGAGACGGUCGCGUGGCUGCUGACGCGCGAGAAGUGGAAGGAGCUGGAGAGGAAGCAGCCGGAGGUGGCGAGCGAGCUGUUGAGGAUCUGUCUGAAGUUGACGAGUGAGCGGAUGAAUGCUAUCACCUCGUAA